Mollisia scopiformis is the source of this 902-nucleotide messenger RNA. RefSeq lists its product as uncharacterized. The record is from RefSeq and is a predicted model, not a curated record. The transcript has a single exon. Bases 190 to 795 code for a protein of 201 amino acids. NCBI's taxonomy places the organism in Eukaryota, Fungi, Ascomycota, Leotiomycetes, Helotiales, Mollisiaceae.
GCAUCACUGGACGGCUAUCUACAUGACUGCAGGACGUUGAGAUGACGUGCAACUUGCCUGGCGGCCGUUCUGUGCUACACAGCAUCGCUAAGCAUACCGGUUCUGAAAAAUUCCUCCCGAUUAAUCACUUGAUAUCAGCUUAGAAUGGGUAAUCUGCAGUGACACGGCAGUCGUUGCUGCUUUGGCAGAAUGGAAGAGCUCAAAAUUCCAAAUCCUGACCAAGGAAACACAGAUUCCACAUGGCUGAAGCGUGCAUACCAAAGUAUAAGUUUUCCAAGUACAGAGUACAUGCAACCUGUUAACAACCGAAGAGACAAGUCGAUCCGAAGCAAGGAGUACCGGUACACGUCACGUACCGAAAUAAGUUUCAGCCGCCUGCAAGAACCCAUCAAUCUGAUACUCGAGAAGAGCUAUCACAAGAUGCUUCUAGGCCCCUCUCUUGAGUCCACGGCACUGGAGUGUACUCAUGCAAGAUGGCUAAACACCCUCGGCUCCCCGCAUGGUCGAUUGAUUCGGGCCGUCCCUCACAAAAUAGGCUCUACUCGGGUCGUUAACCGAACCCGCCCCCCUAUUUCCGAUUCUCCCCCCUUCUCGCCAAGGCAAAAUGGACCACACCCAAAAGACCUCAUGUCACAGAAGUACAAGUCCUCAAACACUUGUCGAUCUCGGUCACAUCCUUCGGGCAUCCUUCGGGGAUUUUUGGCCAGCGAGCAAAUCCCGUUGUCCAUCACACGUGCAUGCCUAUUGCCUCUGCAUCCUCAUCACCUCCACGUCCUCCACACAGCAUUUGCCUAACUCAGCCGUGUGUUACCAAGGUACGUAAACGCUGUCUCCCUCACCUCCUUCCGGCCCGUCAUCCCCCCGUUCUCGAAACUGAUUGUCAGCAUCGUAUCGACAACGGC